Molecule: messenger RNA, 5381 nt
Organism: Oreochromis aureus
Lineage: Eukaryota; Metazoa; Chordata; Actinopteri; Cichliformes; Cichlidae
Product: xin actin-binding repeat-containing protein 1-like
Exons: 1
Coding region: 363-4934 (1523 amino acids)
Biological process (GO): actin filament organization; actin cytoskeleton organization
Cellular component (GO): stress fiber; focal adhesion
Molecular function (GO): actin filament binding
Source: RefSeq, a predicted model, not a curated record
UGUCACUAUGGUGUUGCAUGAUGUUGUGAUUGAUGCACGUUGCUCUGUGCACACUGGAUUUGCACAGCGAGCAGUAUCGUGUUCCCUUUGGCUCAAAAAUCCAAAAUAUGCUGCUUACCUGCAAAAUAAAGAAACAGAUUCGCCUCACAGACUUCCUCACGCUUUUAUUUUACUCAUUUUGUGGUUGCAUCUAUGGUUGUGCUUGCUGGUUGCUUUGGAGUUCAGCUAACCAGCUAACAUGUGGCAUAAGGAAAACAAAUCACCUGGCAUGGCUCUCAUCCUGUGAGUAGGUGUGACUGCUCUGGAGCAUGAAUUUCUCUGAAUGGAUGAAACAGUAAGAAACAUUCCUUUGUUCUUCUAAGAUGUCAGAAGACUCAAGUGCCCAAGAAAGGAAAGAGGACUUACCAUUACCUCCUUCAGCAAGACAUCAGCCAGAAUUAGAAGAAAGCUGUAGGACUAAUUCUCCUCAACCUAUUCCGCCCCAGCUUUCCAAAGAAAUGUUAUACCAACAGAGGCAGAAAUGUGAACUGAGGCGUCUCCUGAAGCACACCCAUCCAGAGCUGAAGAUGCUGGAUGAUGUUGUGGAUGAAGAGCUUGCUGAAGUUUUGAGCUCAGAGAGGAUGACAGCUGACGAAACCGGAUACGAAGGAGAGGUCCUUUCGAAACGCUUGAUAUUUGAGAACUGUGGCUCGAGUAACAAAGUGUCUCACUACACCCCCAAGAUGCACAUGGCAGGGGGAAGUGAGAAACAAUGUGAUUUUAGUAAAACGCUGGCUGUUUUGGAGGAAACAAAAGAAACGCCUCGUGCAGAAAGUGCUAAAGAGGUUAUGGAAGCUGUAAAAUCUCUUGGUAUUAGUCCAGACACUGACAGAGAGUGUGAGGAUUUGACGGUCAGAAUAGACGUUCAGGCUACCAGAAGAAUAUUUGAGAGUCAGUCUGUGAACAUGUCUGGGCCAAAUCUGGGUAAAACGUUCCAGGGAAAGGUUUCUAUUAAUGGGGACGAGACAAAGGAAGUCCAAAAACAAAAAAAGCAAUUUGAAAUGGCUUGCAGUGAGAGUAUACAAAGAAAAAACGAAAGCACAAGCAAUGAUUUAGAAACAGAGCCCCGUGAACAGCCAUGUCCUCAUGUCAGUCAAAGAACUGAACAUGACUUCUCAUGUAACGAUGAGUUUUCCACUGAGGAAGCACUCUUUGAAGAGGACUCUGUAAGCUUACCCGAUUUGGAAAAAAAUGAUGAAAUUAUUAAAACAAGGGCAGCUCUUUUUCAAAACAACCCCUUUAUCUCCACCAACAUACAGAGAGAGCCCUCCGUUGUGCAUACAUCAAAAACUCAAAUCAUAAGCGGUGGUGGUGCAAGUGAGGACAACACGACCACCAAUGUUAAAAACAGAACCCAUCUUUUUGAAUCAAUGCCAUUUGACAAAAUCAGACGUCAGAACGAGGAUGAAAUUGAGACAAUGGUGGAGAACAUCAAGGAAACGCUGAAUUUCCUGUACCAGAUUAGAGUCGUCCAAUCGGUUGGCUCUAUCAUUGAGGUCAAUGAGACAAUGAUUGCUAAAAAAGCUAAGUUUACACUAUCAGAGAGUGGGCCUGAGAUAAAACAUGACGAGGUGGCUGAAGGCGGUGCGCAAAACUUCAUACUCCAGUUGCUACCACGGGUAAACCUAAAACCUCAGGUCACUUACCUAAAGGAGGACAGCAAAGGGGGUAUCGAGACCACGGCGGUGACGGCGCCUGUUCAACAGCAUCAGUUCAAUGCGAACAAGGACACGGAGUUCAGAACUGCCAGUGUGGUUCAGCUUGUUGAGGAUAUUCUCAAUCAAGAUAACUCUCUGAGAAAAGGAGUGGUAAUCCAAGAGGAUGACAACAACUGUGCCAAAGUCAUUGUUUACUCCCUCUACAAAUACCAUAAUGAGAAGGAUGUGAAGAGCUUCGUCCCUCCAAAAUGUGCUGAAUGUGAUCAAUCAGAGCUGGAAAGGGGUGACAUGAGUAAAACAGGCCAUAAAGAAAUAACAAAAGUUGCUACUAAGUCAGUCAAAGGUGAACUACUUGAACUCUCUCAAGAACAAACAUGCCCAGGAUCAAUAACACCUGAAGGGAAAGUAAAGGGGAGUGUAAAACUAUUCAAAAGCUGCAUUGAAAAGGGAGAUUUUGAGUAUUUAAAAAGUCUUCAGGCUGAGGAAGCAGUUCAAGAACUCCCUGAAAACCAAACUAUGGCUGGACAGGAAGUUCUUCAUGAAAAGGAAAGUGAUCAAGUGGAGGAAACUACUGAGUGGGUACCCGUGGAUGUAAAGAGACUUAAAAGCAUGUUCUCUGGAGACCCGAGUCAACACCAACCAAAGAAAAAGAUCCACAAAAAUAUAUACGCAGGUCAAAAUGUUUCUACAGAAUGCAGUUCUGGGGUAUCAUCUCAUGUGCAGGAAAAUAAUGCAAGCAGUGAAUGUACUGAUGAAGCACAAGAGCAAGCACGUUAUCCCAAAGUUGCGACGCAGGAGUCCUAUGAAAAUUUUGAGAGGCAAGAUCACGAGCUUGGUGCCCACGAAGCUCAAUUAGUCGAGGUGGUAGAUGGGAAUGAAGAGAUCUGUAACCUCAAUACUGCAAUCCAAAGUCUCCAACAGGCCACAAGUGAGGCCAAGUCACUGUAUCAGUCAUCACAAGAAAAACAAAAAGCUAUUAUUCAGGAAUCCUCUGAGGAACUCUUUCCCUCGGUUACAGCAGAUACUGUGAAACGCUCAAGAGUAGAAGAAGAAUUUUCUCAAGAAAACUUCACCUCAGCACGUAAAAUAGAUUACCAGCACAAAAAUAUUGAGACAAGCGACAAAGAUGCUACUCCUGAGGAAACACACGCUCCUGAAUCGUGCAGCAACAAAGGUCAGGAAGGUGCAGGGGGGGCGCCGAAACAACCUUUAGAAACUCCUAUGGUCACUACACAAAGUUUGGAAACAAGUCCUGCACAACAGGAGGAUGAGGAAGUUGUUUUUCACGGUAAAAUUAAAGCAGCUUUGGAAUCCUUAGAAAGAUCUAACGUUAAUGUCACAAGAGGAGAUUUUAAAGCAGCUAUGAUAUACAGAAACUCUUCAAAGCCUCACAGAGAAAAAGCACAACACGUGGAUGUGGUGUCUAUUCAAAGGACCAGUACUGAGGAGCUUUUCACUGUGACUGAAACUGAAGCAAGUCAAAUAUCAGUGAAACAAGAGGCAACUGGAGCAAAUCCAGUGCCUCCACACCAAAACAAAACCCAGAGUAACCCAGCAACGAGACGUGUUUUAGAGAAAAGCAAAAAGCCUACUGGUCCAAAACCAGCCAUUCCACCUAAACCAGAACAUCUGAAGGAGAAACAAAGCAAUAAUGAGUCAACCCAAAAUAAUACCGGGCAAUCUAAAGAAAUGGUUCCAACACUGAUUUUAUCUGAGAAUAAUUCUGAGCAAGACCUGACUAAAUUUAAAAGUGGCACAUGCAUAAAAUCUGAUUCAGUUCAACGUCAUCAAACAAAUCGGCCUUUGGGUGAGGCUAUGUGGAUAUCUCAGGAAACUAAAGUCAGACAUGGAAUCCAAGGUGAUAAGAAAGAAACUGAUAACAUAGAUAAGAAUAUUAUUGUUGGACAACAGCAGAUGAAUGUCAAGGCGGAGGAGAAAAGAACCCAGGAUUUAGCAGCCAAAAGUGAUACGAGUGAAACAGAUGAAAGUCACAUAGAUUUCCAUGAUGCAUUUGAGAAAUUUGGAGGUAAAAAGACAAAGACUGCCCCUGUAAAGCCCAAAAGACUGAAAAUCCCCCAACCAGACAACAAAAACCUAAAACCAGUGGCUGGAAAUAAAGAAAUGUCUGUUCUUGCACAUGUGGAUCCAGAUGUGGUAGAAAUUACAAGCAAUCAAUCAUGUGACACCUGUGGAGAAACCGCUGACAGUCAAGACAAGCAUGAGAAAGAAAUCAAGAGGCAAGAAAGCAAAGUCGAGAUGAGGGAAAAGAAAGGGCGAACUGAGACUGAGGACGAGCGCCGACAGCGACUGUCAGUUCACAUGGAUGAGAUCGUGAGAGGGAACAUACCAGCAGCAAUGGAAAUAUUUGACAACUUACGAAAACAGCAGGAACUGCAGAGCUUUCUGAGCCGAGUUGAAGAAAUUGAAAAAGACACAAGUGAGGUUGAUGUAAGGUCUCUGAGGAGAGUAUUUGAGAACGUCCCCGAUUGGGUUGUCGGCUCUGACAAAAAGAAACAAAACAAGGUCAGAGCUGACAACAAAGACGAAAGGUUGCCAGUAGCAAGAGAAAGCGCUGAAAGCAAGUCAUCGAUGGCACACGUUUUUGGAGAUCUUGAGCGAGCGAGUGUGGAAAUCACGACUCUUAAAGAGCAGACUUUAGCCAGAAUCCUCGAUGUAGAGGAAGCCAUAAAGAAGGCACUUUAUUCCGUCUCUACACUGAAAUCUGACUCAGAUAUUGCUGGUUUAUCACGCCUGUUCAAAGAAUCUUUUGGAGGUGUACAAGGAUCCCCAUCCUCUGGCGGUGUUAAUAAAAUUAGCAUUGGGUCAAGCAGAACAAAGUCAAUGAAAAGUGCUACCAUGCAGGGAAACACAACUAAUUCAGCUGGGCAAGAUAUGAGCACUGAUGAAGCCUCCAUCAGUGCUCCAUCUUCACCUGCGUUUAUCACUAUCCAAUCAGCAGCUAGAAAGACAGAUAAAACCGACCUGGCACCACCAGAAGCUUUGAUCUGCCCGACAUGCCAGCAGAGCCAAAAGCUGGAGGAGACUUUUCGGACGACAAAGACGCUGAUAUGCAACAGCCCUGCUCAAAACAGAAAUGACCCACGAAAAGCAGAACAAUCCACCUCCACCCCACUCAGUCCUCGACAGGUCAGCAUGCUCGAGGUUCAGACAGACUGUGACGGGAACAGUGUCACAGGAACAAAAACAGUCACCGACAAACAUGAGAAGACCGAAUGAUCUGAGACAAAGUUUUACUCUUCCAAGACUUCCACUGUGGUCAACUCUCAGCCAGAAACAGUGACAUCGUCCACAAGGCAGGUCGUAAUCAGUCCAUCUACAAUUCAGGUCACCACAGACCCAGAAGUGAAGCUGCCAAUCAAUCAGACUGAUAACUCGGUGCCCGAAUAGGAGCACGUUGGCAGCGUUUUACCUGUUGACUGUGUAUGAAAAGAGAUCAAUUACAAGGCUUAAAGUUUUGGGGGUUUUUUUGUUUCUUCAUAAGUUUUUUUUUUAAUUUCCUUAUUUAAGCUUUUGUAUCUAUUUUGAUCUUAAAAAUUGUCUUUGUUUUGCAUUUCAAAGUAAAAGUAUAUAUUUGAUUUUCACUUCUCAUUUCACUCUGGUUUACUAUAAAUGCUUUUGGUUUUAAAAAAAAACUUUUCCACUAAGGUCAGUCUUGUUUUUUUU